Messenger RNA from Oldenlandia corymbosa var. corymbosa, 874 nucleotides. NCBI's taxonomy places the organism in Eukaryota, Viridiplantae, Streptophyta, Magnoliopsida, Gentianales, Rubiaceae. The record is from the annotation of a GenBank genome assembly.
GACAGUACCAAAUGAAACUGAAAUUCAGAAUCGAAUUUGUGAUUGAGAUUGAAUUUGAGAAUGAAUUGCGAAAAAUUGAAGCGCCCAAAAGAGGAGAGGGAAGAAGAAGAAGAGGAGGAGAUCGGGAAGCUUUUGCUGGGAAUCAUGGAGGGCUAUAAGGAUUCAGUGAUUCCAGCUUUAUCUGAUUUGAAACCCACCGAUGGAUUGAAGAUUUGUGAAAUGGGUUCCAUUAAUUUGGGGAAAAAACCAAGAUUUGAAGCUCCUGAGACAGAAUUUUCCCAGAAAGGAGACAACAAAUUGACCCAAAAUUUUGCUGUUCUUCAAUCUAGUGUGCCUUCUCUAAUCCCCAAUCCUAAGCCCACAAAGGUGAAGAUUGUGACAGAGACAAUUACUUACAUUAAGAGUUUAGAGACAGAGGUCAAGAGAUUGGAGAAGCUGAAGAGAUCCGUUGUGUCACAGAAGCCUGGAUUAUCUGGUUGUUCUACAUAUUUUCAGAAGCCCUCUGUUUCAGCUACUAUUAUCAAUGACACUGCAUUUUUUGGGAUUCAAUUGCCUGCCAAAAAGGGUUCACUCUGCAAGGUUUUUGAGGUUUUCCAGAAGUAUCAAGCUGAGGUUUUUGAGGUGACUGUAUUGGUGAAUGAUCAAAGGGUUUUAACUAUAACUGGCACAUUCACAGUUGGGAGUGAUGGGUAUGAGGCUGUGGAAAAGAUAAAGGAAGAAAUUUUAGGCCUUAGGAUUUAGAUAUUUGCUUAGUACUACUAAAUACAUUAUUCAGAGUAGAUCACUCAUCAGGAAAUGGGGAAAUUAUGAAAUAAUUUGUUGUGUUUGGAUAGUCCUUGAUUACAGGUUAUUAUAAGAACAAGAUGAAUUUGGU